Messenger RNA from Myotis davidii, 1442 nucleotides. RefSeq names its product gonadotropin releasing hormone 2 (gene GNRH2P). NCBI's taxonomy places the organism in Eukaryota, Metazoa, Chordata, Mammalia, Chiroptera, Vespertilionidae. The transcript has 4 exons. The record is from RefSeq and is a predicted model, not a curated record.
GCAGCCUCUUCUCCCACCACCCACAUCCAUCAUGGGAGUAAGGGGACCAGAGUGGUACCUCUGUCACCACACUAGGGAUUAUCAGGACUUUUAUGUGGAAGUGCCUCAGAUUCUGAAUGGUGGGAGUCUUAGAUUCCAACUUGAUUUUGAGCUGAAUAUUAGGCAAUAAUGUUUAACUUUUGUGUCUCAAAUAAGGUGGAUGUUCAUUUAUUUCUCAUGUAAUUGUCUGCCCAGUCCAAAGGCCCAGUAUCCUCCCAUCUCAUGGUUCCAGUGUCCCUUAGGGUGCUAUUCUUUUCUUCAUGGUUGGAGCUGGAUCACUGUCUUUUCCCAUGGAGAACCAAAAACAGUGGAAAGCAAGCAACUUCAUUUUUAAGGACAUGAAGCAAAAUUGGCACUUUUCAUUCUCAUAUAUAUCCCAUUGGUUAAAACCUAGUCAUAAGGCCACACCUAGCUACAGGGAGGCUGGGAAAUGUAGUCUUUGGGAGCACAGCUGGGAGAGGGGGCCUGUCCACUGCCUCCUAUCCUAACAAGCAGCUCAUCAUGGGAACAAGAGAAUAAACUGUUUGUCAUGGCUGUCAGUGCAGGACUGAGAGAGGCCUGCAGCCUGGCCUGGCCUGUAGGGCAUUUCUUGAGGAGCAGGGCCAGGCCCUGAGCCUUCUGAGGCUCAGGACUGAGAGGUGACAUCCUAGCCUGGUCCAUGAAGGCACACUUGAGGUAUCAGUGCUGCUGUGCUUUUUGGAGGUGGGACUUGAACUGGACCCAAGGGAUGCUGGAUAUUCAGAUGAGUGAAAGGAGGAAAGGUCGUGUGCAGUCACAUUACAGAGGACCUCGGAAUCCAAGCCAGCAAGGACACCAUGGCUCCAAGGCGGGAGCCAAGUCUUGUACCACGUUCAGGAUGUCUGCAGGGACACAACAGGCCACCUCUGGAAGCUUGCAGGAGGAGCAGCCCUGCCAUGGCCAGCUCCAAGCUAGGCCUCUUGCUGCUGCUGCUGCUGCUGCCGCCCACCCAACCAGGACCCUCAAAGACUCAGCACUGGUCCCACGACGGGUACAGUGGAGGAAAGUGAGCCUCCAGCUCACCCCUGCACUGCCAGCAUGCCCCAAGACCCCCAGCAAGCGGCCCAGACCAGACUGCCAUAGCCUCCAAAGCAAUGCCCUGGCUCUCCCCACACACACACACACUCGAGGUGGAAAGUGUGCCCUGGGAGGGCAGGACACCAGGCCAGGGGACCCUCCAUACAAAGCAGUACCUGGUGCAGACACGACUGGUAAGUAGAGUGAGAGGCCCCCGGCAUUGGCCAUCAGGGGCCAUAGUGGCUAAGGACUGGGGGCUAUGUGAGUAGAAGAUGGGGGUAGACAGCACUGAGACACCCCUACCACAGCACCCCCAGCUGUUAGUGCCCCCUGCUUCUUACAAGCAGGGUGCUGUCUGCUAUUCUAUU